Molecule: messenger RNA, 657 nt
Organism: Eimeria tenella
Lineage: Eukaryota; Apicomplexa; Conoidasida; Eucoccidiorida; Eimeriidae
Product: Transcription factor E2F, related
Exons: 7
Coding region: 1-657 (218 amino acids)
Source: RefSeq, a predicted model, not a curated record
AUGAAAGAAAUGAAAGAAAUGAAAGAAAUGGAGAAAGAGAAAGAAAUGGAGAAAGAAGCAGAGACAGAGAAAGACAAAGAAAUAGAAGCAGAAGCAGAAGCAGAGAGAGAAGAAGGAGCAGCAGCAGCGCGAGGCAGCAAGACGAAGGCACCACCGCAAGCAUGCUCGCCGACAGGGGUUUUUGCCAUCAGGCUCAUAGAGGCCCGCCAUAUGCCUCCAAGAAAGCGGGAGGAAAACAGAAAAGUGUUUUUGAGCUGGCUCUGCUCCAAAGACUUUUACUCUGAAGACAGGCAGGGCGCCCCAGCGAAUAGAGAGGAAUUCGUUAACAGCUUACUGGACUCGCACAGCUCAGUACGUGUCACCAAGCGCCUCAUAGCGGAGGAGAACAAAGAGCACUCCUUCUGCCUGGACUUCGAGGAAGUGAAGUCUGGGAAAAAUCAAAUUUGUUUAUUUGAGUGUCGCCGGGGGAAGCUGGUGCGGGUUUAUGCAUUUAGAGACAGCGAGGACUUGACGAACGAGAAGUUGUCGUUUGACGAGUUAAAGAAAACCCGAAUUUAUCAGAGAGCGUUUAAGUACUUCACAAGAAAAGGCGUUCCUGAGGACGCGAAGUUGGUUUACCACGACUAUGUGAAUGACCCCGAGAUCCGGGUUGGCUAG